AUGUUUCGAUACAGUAUCAAUAUUAUUCUAUUUUGCAUCAUUGUUUCAAUUCCACUUACGAUCAAUGCAUUAAAUGAUCAACGAUGUACACCACGUCAAAAUUUUUUUGAAAGUGUAAAGAGUUCUGUAAGUGAAUUAUGUUUGCAAGCUAAACUAGAGAACGAUGCACCAAAUAAUAAAGAUUUUAUAUUUACUUACGCAAAUGGCGCUGGUGUCGGAUUUACAUAUGGUGAUGGAGGAUUAACUGCUGCAGCAACUGCUCGAAAUUGGCCUGCAUUAAUUAAUCAUGGUAUUUCUAUGGUUGUUGUUUAUUUAAAACCAUGUGCUUUAAAUUUACCACAUAUUCAUCCACGUGCAUCAACUAUUUCUUAUGUUGCUAAAGGAACUAUUCGAACUGGUUCAUGGAGUGAAAAUACCGGUAACUUUCAUGCUGUUACAUUAACAGCUGGUCAAGGUACUACAUUUCCACCAGGAGCAUUACAUUUUGAACAAAAUAUUGGUUGUGAUGAAGCUAUUGUUGUUGCUGCAUUUAAUUCUGAAGAUCCUGGUACUGCACAAUUAACAGAAGGCAUUAAAGCAUUACCUUUAGAUAUAUUAGCCGCCAGCUUUGGAAACAUACCACAAAAUCAAAUAUUACAAUUACGAAAUAACUUUCCGAAAACACCAGCCAGAGGUGUUCAAUCAUGUUAUAAAGCAUGUGGAUUGAGUUAA
This is a messenger RNA of Rotaria sp. Silwood2, 711 nucleotides long. The record is from the annotation of a GenBank genome assembly. NCBI's taxonomy places the organism in Eukaryota, Metazoa, Rotifera, Eurotatoria, Philodinida, Philodinidae.